UUUUCUUUAAUGGUUUUUUUUUUCCUUCUUCCAUUGGCUUCUCGUUUAGCCCCUUCUUCUACUCUACCCCGUCUUUGUCUGUCUCUAUCUAUUCUCCAUAAGCAAGAGAUCUUCCGCUUCCGGGACCUCCCCGUCUCAAAGUAAGGAAUUCUUCUCCCUCUGCAUUUCCACAUUACCAAUACCAGUAUACCACCCCUUUUGAUUCUGUCGGCGGGAGAUUGCUUCCUCUUCUACAAAGUUCUGUGCUUGCUUGUUCAACUCCCCCAAAUCUGGCGGUUGAUUGAUUCGCCAGCUAAAACCCUUCUCUGGGUCUGCAACUCUCUGCUAUUUUGCGUACUGGGUUGAGUCCCCUUUUUAUUUCCAGUUAGUGCAGAGAAGGUGAUCGGCGAAAUGCUUGUCUGAGAAAAGGUGGGAGGAGGAGUGUUGGUGUUUUAUUCCCCCCCUUCCUCUUUCCUCUUUGAUUUGUUUUGUCAGAGAUAGGGGAGCAGGGGAAACAAAAUGGGGAGGAGGAAGUUGAGGUUUAGCAAGUUGUAUUCUUUCUCGUGCUUUAAAUCACCAGCGACUGAUGAUCAUGCUCAAAUCGGGCGAAAGGGUUACUCCAGGGUGGUUUACUGCAACGACCCUGAUAAUCCAGACUCACUUCAGCUCAAUUACAAGGGGAAUUACGUCUCCACCACCAAAUACACGGCGGUCAACUUUAUUCCCAAGUCGUUGUUUGAGCAGUUUAGGCGGGUCGCCAACUUGUAUUUCCUCGUUGUGGCUUUCGUCUCCUUCAGUCCACUGGCUCCUUACAAGGCUGUCACUGUUCUUGCGCCUCUGCUUAUGGUGAUUGGAGUUACCAUGGUCAAGGAAGCCGUCGAAGAUUGGCGGAGAAGGAAACAGGAUGUAGAAGCUAACAAUAGGAAGGUGAAAGUGUUUGGAAAGAGUUAUACAUUUACAGAAACUAGAUGGAAGCAUCUCAAAGUUGGGGAUGUGGUUCAAGUUGAUAAGGAUGAGUAUUUUCCUGCUGAUCUUCUUCUGCUUUCUUCAUCCUAUGAUGAUGGAGUAUGUUAUGUGGAGACGAUGAAUCUCGAUGGAGAGACUAACUUAAAAUUGAAGCAUGCUCUGGAAGUCACGGCCUCUCUACGUGACGAAGAAUCUUUGAAGCGAUUCAAGGCCAUGAUCAAAUGUGAAGACCCGAAUGAAAAUCUCUACUCUUUCAUCGGGACAUUGCAUUACAACGGGAGUCAGUAUCCGCUCUCGCCGCAGCAGAUUCUCUUGAGAGAUUCGAAGCUCAAGAAUACUGAUUAUAUCUAUGGUGUUGUGAUUUUUACUGGCCAUGACACUAAAGUGAUGCAGAAUUCCGUGGAUCCUCCUUCAAAGAGGAGCAAAAUCGAGAGGAGAAUGGACAAGAUUAUUUAUAUCCUUUUCAGCACGCUAAUCGCUAUAUCUGGUGUUGGUUCUGUGAUUUUUGGGAUUGAGACCAGGAGAGAUUAUGAAGAUGGGAAGUAUAGAAGGUGGUAUCUUCGACCAGAUCAUACUACUUCGCUCUAUGAUCCUCAAAGGGCACCACUUGCUGCUUUCUUACAUUUCUUAACAGGACUCAUGUUGUAUGGGUACUUGAUACCAAUAUCGUUAUAUGUGUCGAUUGAGAUAGUGAAGGUCUUGCAGAGUGUUUUUAUCAAUCGAGAUCAAGAAAUGUAUGACGAGGAAUCGGACAGGCCAGCACGUGCUAGAACGUCUAAUUUGAAUGAAGAACUUGGUCAGGUUGAUACUGUGCUCUCUGACAAGACCGGUACUUUGACAUGUAACUCAAUGGAGUUUGUGAAAUGCUCGAUAGCUGGGAAUGCCUAUGGUCGGGGUAUGACAGAAGUAGAAAGAGCUCUCUUGCAAAGGAAAAGUGGGAAGCCAGUAGUAGAAGCUGAUGAUUCAUGUAAUGAUUCGAAUGACAUGGGAAAGUCAGUGAAGGGGUUUAACUUCAGAGAUGAACGCUUAAUGAAUGGGUGUUGGAUUCACGAACAAGAUUCUGAUAGGAUACGGAUGUUCUUUCGAGCAUUGGCACUUUGCAACACGGCAGUUCCGGAGGAAGACAAAGAGUCACAUGGUGUUUUUUAUGAAGCUGAAUCACCAGAUGAAGCGGCAUUUGUUGUAGCUGCUAGGGAGAUGGGGUUUGAGUUGUAUGAAAGGACACAAAUGACCAUAUCACUGCAUGAGUUGGAUCCCGGGUCUGGUAGACGUGUUGAUAGAGUAUACAAGCUUCUUAAUGUUUUGGAAUUCAGCAGCUCACGAAAAAGAAUGUCUGUGGUUGUAAGGAGUAUGGAAAAUCAGCUCUUACUCCUAUCCAAGGGCGCAGACAGUGUAAUGUUUGAGAGGCUCUCGGAACAUGGGCGAGCUUUUGAAGCUGAGACCAAGGAGCACAUAAAAAGAUAUGCUGAGGCAGGUCUCCGAACCCUGGUAGUUGCAUAUCGUGUGCUUGAUGAAACUGAGUAUUGUAAUUGGGAAGCAGAAUUCACAAAAGCGAAAACAGCAGAAACUGCAGACCGUGAUGUGUUGGUGGAUGAACUCGCUGAUAAGAUUGAAAAUGGUUUAGUUCUGCUUGGUGCAACAGCUGUUGAGGACAAAUUGCAGAAAGGGGUUCCAGAGUGCAUUAACAAACUUUCACAGGCAGGGAUUAAUAUAUGGGUCCUAACUGGUGAUAAGAUGGAAACCGCGAUAAAUAUUGGUUAUGCUUGUAGUUUACUUAGACAAGGGAUGAAACAGAUCACCAUCACAUUAGACUUGCCGGAUAUUGAUGCAUUGGAGAAACGAGGGGACAAAGAGGGUGCUUCUAAGGCUUCUCUUGAAAGUGUAUCGAAGCAAAUCAACGAGGGAAAAUUCCAAAUGACUUCUGCUAAAGCAAGUUCAACGGAACUGAGUUUGGUUAUUGAUGGAAAGUCUUUGGGCUAUGCCCUCGACAAGAAGCUGGAGAUGUCCUUUUUGGAGCUUGCCCUCAGUUGCGCUUCUGUCAUAUGUUGUCGGUCUACUCCUAAACAUAAGGCUCUUGUCACAAGAUUGGUUAAAACAAGAACAGGUAAAAUGACGUUAGCUAUAGGCGAUGGGGCGAAUGAUGUCGGCAUGCUCCAGGAAGCUGACAUUGGAGUCGGCAUAAGUGGUGCUGAAGGAAUGCAGGCUGUGAUGGCAAGUGAUUAUGCAAUAGCACAGUUCCGUUUUCUUGAACGUUUGUUGCUAGUUCAUGGUCAUUGGUGCUACAGGAGAAUAGCCAUGAUGAUCUGUUACUUCUUCUACAAGAACAUUGCAUUCGGGUUUACAUUGUUCUGGUACGAGGCAUAUACAUCUUUCUCUGGCCAGCCUGCCUACAACGAUUGGUACAUGUCAUUCUACAAUGUCUUCUUCACUUCACUUCCGGUAAUCGCCCUUGGAGUUUUCGACCAGGAUGUCUCAGCCAGGCUCUGCCUUAAGUAUCCAGUACUAUACCAAGAAGGCGUCCAGAACAUCCUGUUCCGUUGGUCCCGAAUCCUUGGCUGGAUGUGCAACGGAGUCCUAACCUCCAUAAUCAUAUUCAUCUUCACCACAAACUCCAUGAUCAAGCAGGCACUCCGUGAAGACGGGCAAGUGACCGACUACGCCAUCCUUGGUGCAACCAUGUACACGUGUGUGGUAUGGGCCGUGAACUGCCAGAUGGCGCUCUCGAUCAACUACUUCACCUGGAUCCAACACUUCUUCAUCUGGGGGAGCAUCGGCUUCUGGUACAUAUUCCUCAUCAUGUACGGCUACGUCUCCCCAACCCUCUCCACUACGGCUUACAUGGUCCUUGUGGAGGCUUGCGUCCCAAGUCCUCUCUACUGGCUAGUCACGGUGCUCGUCGUGGUGUCAGCCCUGGUGCCUUGCUUCGCAUACAGGGCAUUCCAGUCCAGGUUCCGUCCCAUGUACCAUGACAUCAUACAGAUACGGCGAGCUGAAGGGUCGGAGGAGAUUGAAUCAGGUUCUUCUGUUUCGGGAGAGUUGCCUAGAGAUGUGAAGUUGAGAGUGCAGCAUUUGACAGAGGGGUUGAUAACUAGGAAGUCGUAGCUUUUGGUGGAAUCCCAGUUGUUGUUUUAGAAUUCUUUUGUCUGUUUGUUCAAGUUUUUCUAAAGGGUUACACAAAGAGUAGCUAGGAUUGUUAAAGUUUCAACCUUUAGUUGAAUUCAUGGAUUAGCAGUAGGAGAAAAGGGAAGAGAGUAGAUUGUAAGUGUGCCCGUGUGGGAGGAGUGACAGGUUAUAGUCUUAUCCUCUGCAGCUUUGUAGAUAUGCGAGAGUGAGAGUUGUAAAGUUUCUAUGUGUAUAUAUGUCCAAUUCAGGCUUUACUUGGGUUAUAAGUUAUAACAUUGGAGCAUCCUCAAUUGUGAAUUACAGCAGAUUAGUCAUUUGAAAGAACUUGAAUGGCAGGUUCGUGAUUUGACUAAAUUACCGAAAUAAAAAAUUUACCGGACUCAAACCCUAACCUUUGCCGCCGUCACCCUUCCAACUCUAUUCUCGCCGGUAAGCUGUUCCCUUUCUUCUAUUUUUGCUCUUCUUUCUCGUCUUGUGUCUCCGUCACGGCGAGGGGAGACUGGCUCAUCUUCUGCGUUGUCGCUUUGGCGUGGGCAUCGACCACUGUGCGUAAAUGGGUCGUAUUCAUUCUGUUCCCCAUUGCUAUGUUGUCCAAGAGCAAGUCUUUUCUAUGUCGAUCGCUUGAACGACGACGACGGCGGCUCAUCAAACAGAGUUGAUGAUGGUGAAGAUGACUUGGAUAAGCAGA
Molecule: messenger RNA, 4756 nt
Organism: Linum tenue
Lineage: Eukaryota; Viridiplantae; Streptophyta; Magnoliopsida; Malpighiales; Linaceae
Source: the annotation of a GenBank genome assembly